Hermetia illucens (black soldier fly) is the source of this 1852-nucleotide messenger RNA. Its product is annotated as leucine-rich repeat-containing protein 15. Gene Ontology annotation, cellular component: plasma membrane. The coding region runs from base 57 to 1778 and encodes 573 amino acids. The record is from RefSeq and is a predicted model, not a curated record. The transcript has 6 exons. NCBI's taxonomy places the organism in Eukaryota, Metazoa, Arthropoda, Insecta, Diptera, Stratiomyidae. Gene Ontology annotation, molecular function: protein binding.
GAACUUUCGCAUUGCGCAAUUCGGAUUAAGCUUAAACUUUUGAAAAUUCUCAGAAAAUGGUGAUCCUUUUCUUUAUAAUUACCGCCUCAUUCCUAGUCUCCGUUCAGACUAAAGAAUUGGUCUUGCCGCGGAUGCUAAUUAAUACCGAAGAGUGUACUUUGAAUCCAUGUGAAGUGUUGAAACUCAUGUCUCAGUAUUUCCUCAUAGUACAUGCGGCCAGUCGGCCUCAACAGGAAAAGCCUGAUCAGGAAAAGGCAGCUCCUUUUGUUGUUGAAAUGAGUUUUGAGAAACGACUCCGUCAGGCUGAACGGCGACUCCAAGCUGUCGAGCAACCAGUGUGGAAGCUUCGUGAAGGUGUUAAGGCUGAAUGGAAUCAUUGCACUGAAGGGAUGUGUCGUUGCAUCCCAGAUACAAAAAGCUUUAUCUGUUGGAAUGCUCAUUUGAAAUCGAUUCCGUCAACUCAGAUUAUCCCAAUGGAUAUCGUUAAUAUAGACAUAUCGGGAAAUCAGUUGGAGACUUUACAUAAGGACACCUUCCGAGGAUUAACACAUCUCCAUGAGUUGGAUUUGUCAAACAAUAAAAUUAAUUUUUUGCCCUUCGAUUUGCUUGAAGAUCUAGACAGUUUAGUGCAGUUGCGCUUACAAAGCAACGAACUGGACGAAUUACACCCCCAAAUAUUUUUCAAACUGCGUAAUCUAAACUUGCUAGAUAUCAGCAAAAACUCUUUGGUUUUGCUGCCAAACGUAAUUUUCCACAAUAAUCCCAAAUUGACUGUUAUAAACUUAUCUGACAAUAAACUGGAAGAACUCGACAUUGGCUUCUUCAGGGAGCAAACGGAGCUAGAGGAACUAGAUUUAUCCCGGAAUGAAAUACAACGAUUGAAGGUCGAUUGUUUCAAAAACUUACUCAAGCUGAAGAUAUUAGAUUUGUCCAAAAAUCAAAUAUCAAACAUAAGUGACAACACAUUUAUGGACUUGGUCAACCUCGAAAUAUUAAAACUUCAUAACAACAAAAUCGUCAACAUUUCCAACUAUCUUUUUGCAAAUCAAACGCAGCUCGUCUUUCUGGAUUUGACCAUGAAUAAGAUAUCAAGGAUAGAGAGCCAUGCCUUCACAUCCCUUACAAAUGUGCAGGAGCUUCUUCUUGGACAGAAUUCUUUAUCGUCUAUUCCAGUAGGCUUAUUCCUGAAGCUAGAGAAAUUGAAACGACUCAUGCUCUUUUCGAAUAAUUUAGCUACGCUAGAUAGUAAUAGUUUCAUUGGGCUUAAGAACCUGAAACAUCUGCUCCUAAAUAACAAUAUUUUGAAGAAUUUCGCCAUAGACGUGUUUCGGCCACUACAGAAAUUAGAAAAAUUACGAAUCGAUUCCAACAAGCUACAAUCUCUGCCCACCGGAUGCCUGGAGCACCUGCCAAAGUUGGUCGCUGUUAAAUUGGAAAAGAAUCCUUGGCACUGUGAUUGUCGAGCAUUAUAUUUGGCACGAUGGUUACGAGCUUCUCCCCAUAAACUUUGGGAUGGUCAAGCUGUUUGUCGGGGACCAGGUGAUUUAGGAGGAGUCGAUGUUGGCCUACUUCGAUAUGAUGACCUCUGUGAAGGACAAUGGGCCAGCAUGUUAUCGUUGUCACCACGACUUCCAGUACGUAAAAAUCAAAUAGCUCAACCGAAAAAUUUCACGGAUUAUGUAAAUUUAUAUUUGAAACAUUUAAUCACUACAACUAGUUCUACCACGGAGAGUUUGUUUGGCGAAACUACAACGUUUAGAUAUUUCGACGAAUCAUAGAGAAGAAUUGAAUGGUUGAAUUUGACAUUAUUUUACUUGCAGUAGUAUGCAUUUUAUAAAAACUACUAGUUGGU